AUGGAUAAUGUCGCGUUUGAUAAUGAUGGUGGAAACAAUUCUGAGAGUGAUGAUAUAUCAUCAAGAAAAGGAGUUGUGGAGAGGCUACGAGGUGAGAUAUUAGAGCACUUCAAUCGAGUGGAAAAGAAAAUAUAUUUGUUUCUCCAGUUGGUUGGUAGAGGUGGAGUUCAGUCAGAAAGGAGUGGAUUUGAUGAAAAUGCUUAUAGUACACACAGUCAACAGAACGAAGAGGCAAGAGUGGAAAAAGAUGUGAUUAUUGAAGAUUGCUCCAAAGAAGAAGUCACACCGAAUAAACAACACGAGACUUUUCCUAUAUAUGAUGAUGGAUUUGUGCCAGAUCCUUCAUCUGCCAUAGUUGUGUACCAACAACGGCUUUAA
Molecule: messenger RNA, 378 nt
Organism: Fraxinus pennsylvanica
Lineage: Eukaryota; Viridiplantae; Streptophyta; Magnoliopsida; Lamiales; Oleaceae
Source: the annotation of a GenBank genome assembly